This is a messenger RNA of Anneissia japonica, 2894 nucleotides long. RefSeq names its product succinate dehydrogenase [ubiquinone] cytochrome b small subunit B, mitochondrial-like. Bases 133 to 618 code for a protein of 161 amino acids. Gene Ontology annotation, biological process: tricarboxylic acid cycle; mitochondrial electron transport, succinate to ubiquinone. NCBI's taxonomy places the organism in Eukaryota, Metazoa, Echinodermata, Crinoidea, Comatulida, Comatulidae. The record is from RefSeq and is a predicted model, not a curated record. The transcript is spliced from 5 exons. Gene Ontology annotation, molecular function: ubiquinone binding; heme binding. Gene Ontology annotation, cellular component: mitochondrial envelope; membrane.
AAGCCUGUCGACUAUUUUCGCCUAAUACUGAUAGGUGUAUUCAAUUUUUCUGAAAAUGGCAAUGUCAAUUAUGUUAAGAGGAUGCACAAAAGUGUAAUGCGUUCACAUUCCUGAAGGCGGCGUACAAAGAAUAUGCCUUCUCACCCUCAUGAGCACCGUGGGAACCUUGGUUGUGGGAAAGUUUCUUUACGAUUUUAUGGGCUAAGCAGGAGCAGUAGUGUCCUGGCUCAGUCAGGUUUUUUGGCCUCCAAAUUACCUUCAAUUGCUGCUACUGGAACCACCUUACACACAUCACCCCAGCGAAACAGUGCAGGAAUGAUGAGCUCAACACACUGGAAAACUGAGCGUGUAGUGUCCAUCGGAUUGCUGGGUGUUAUUCCGGCAGCUUUAGCCUUCCCAAAUCCAGCCUUAGACUACGCCCUAGCAGCAUCACUUGUAUUGCAUUGCCACUGGGGUAUGGAACAGGUUUUCACAGACUAUGUUCAUGGUCCAACCCUCCCUAAAUUUGUCAACAAAAGUCUUCUAAUAACCUCAAGCUUGGUAUUUGCUAGCCUGUGUUACUUCAACUUUAAUGAUGUUGGUCUUGCUAAAGCUAUAGCCAUGUUAUGGGCAGCAUAGGAAGCAAAGGAUGGAAUAGUUGGGCCUAUUAUAUAAUAUUACCUAUUAAGCCGGGAACUCACUGCAUUGUAGACGGUCAUACGGCCAUCGUAUGAUGAAUCCAUCUUCGCUCACUUUAAGCGCUAGUUGACGUGACACUGCCUACUGAUUUACAGUGGUAAUCUGAACCAGUCGUCAUUAAGAAAGAUUCGCUGUGUACGCCUCGUGGUGUGCAUUCUUCAUAGGCUUGCGUCAGACUAUAACUCUCAGGUGUAGUGAGUCCACGGCUUUACAGGACAUGAUAACUUCACAGUUUUAUCUUUAAAAGAUAAUUGGACUGUUGAGUGUUUAACACAUAGAUUUAUGAUAAUUAAUUGCUGUUUCAGUUCUUGAAAUUCAAAGCAGUACAAGAGCUUUUAAUCAUGAUAACAUAGUAAGGGCUGUAAUUUCAUCUCUUAUCUUGAAUUGAACAUUGGUUUAUAAUAAAUGACCAUUUAAAUCUCUUCUGGUCAAAUCUGGCUAACCAUUUUCUCAGGCAUGUUUAUUGAUACAUGAAUACUAAAAUCAAAUAUUAUUUAAUGUUUUUUUAAAGGAUGAUUGAUUUGUUCAUAUUAGUGGUAAUGAUGUUUAAUUUAUAAUUGAUAAAUAUAUAAAGCUAUAACAAAUAGUUAAUAAAUUCUUUAGUGUUUGCAUUAUUACCCUUGAUUAAAUAGUUAAAUAACCAUUUAACAAAAUAAUAUACAAGUUUUGUUUUGAUGCUGUUUUAAAGAAUUUGUACUCACACAGGUAAUAUUAAAGAUUCAUUUCAAAAUAUUCACAAUAUUUGAAAUGAAUCUUUAAUAUUACCUGUGCCAUUUCAAAUGUGUAAAAUGUGUCUUGAUUAUUGGUGUUAUGAUUUAAUCUAAGAAUAUAUCAAGAAUUACUUUCCCAGGUUACAAAGUGCUUUGAGAAAACAUCAACAAAAUAGAAUGACUUACCAAACCAAACACAAAGAGUAACACUGUAGUUAUGUUGCUAAAGUUUUUUUGGAAUAGCGGAAUUAAAGACUGAUAUACAGUAUGUAAUACUUAUGUUUGGUAUUACCAGUGAUUACGAGAAAAAAAACAAAAAACAAAUAAACCAUCAGCUGUUGAUUGUUUUUAUUGAAAUGUUUGCAUUUAUUCUUUACAAAUGAUCUCUACAAGGCAAGAUCAGAUGUAUUUAUAAGCAGUUGGAGGUAUAAGGAUCUGUUCAUUUACUUCAUGUAAACAUAAUUACGAAAUUAACUUCCACUUACUACAUAAACGUUCCCAUAAACGUUACGUUACUAAAUCGAAUAAAACAUUUGUUUUAAGUCUGAUUUAUAAAUCAAUGGCUAGCACUUGCCUUCAUUGCUCACUGAGUUAAUACAAUAGUUAAUUUCAUAACCAGCUCCUGGAGAUCCACAAGGUGCCGAAUUCUGUGCACUAGUGGAGAUAUAUUUGUUUACGCCCUCUAUAGUUUUUAACCACUCCUGCAGCGUGAACAAGAAUUAAAACUGAGUAUUGUAUUUGUUAGUUUUUAAAUAUGAGUCUUUUGGAGAUCGAUCCCCGCACUGAAUGAAACCCAACACGUUUGUUUAAAAAGAAACAAACAAGGUCGACCGUGCAAUUUGAUAUUGAGUAAAAGUGAAAUUGGGUGUUAAGAGAUUAGGUGGGGGGGGGGGCCCGUUGGGGAACGAUUUGUAUUUUUCCUUGUCAUGAUUGCAUAGCUGUGUGUCGUGUUAACAGUGGUAAAGGAUCCUAUCAAUCAUGUUUCCCGUCAUUUUAAGUUGAUAACUUAUGUUUAUCAUUUAAAUGAGUAAUUGAAUAUUUUAAUCCUAGGCAUGCCUAAUUGAAAUCCGAUUUAUUUACACAAAUUGCGCCACAGAGUUCAAAAACCAAAACGUUAUACAUACGUAAUCAAGCAGUCACAACAAUCAAAUAAGAAACUUGGUAAACAAUACCUAUAUUUAGGAGGGAAAAUCCCGUAAUGUAUUUUCAGUGUAAGAACGGACGAAAAUAAAACAAACUUUUUUUAAUAGACUUGACGUCAUUAAAGAUGGCGUUCCUAUUUCAGUUUUAACGUAGGCAGGUGAACAUUAUAGAACAUCACCACAGGUAAACCACUGAAUCAUUUAGGCCAAUAGUGUAUCAAUAUGAAUAUCAAUUAUAAUUAUAUUAAGAUAAAAUUAAUAUUCAAAAAAUAGCAUUUUCCCCCAAGUGGUUUAGAGUUUUCCCCUAUAUAAAGUCAAAAUAGCAUAUGAAGUCUCUGACAGUCACGUCAAGCCAGAAACAAAA